This is a messenger RNA of Cladophialophora yegresii CBS 114405, 1230 nucleotides long. RefSeq lists its product as uncharacterized. Bases 1 to 1230 code for a protein of 409 amino acids. The transcript has a single exon. The record is from RefSeq and is a predicted model, not a curated record. Lineage: Eukaryota; Fungi; Ascomycota; Eurotiomycetes; Chaetothyriales; Herpotrichiellaceae.
AUGUCGCUCCUCCGGCGCGUAACGACAUUUCUGACGCCUACACAAUCGUCGGCAAACCUGAACGCCGGGUUUAGCACCGCAAAGACCGAGGCCGAUUUGUUUCCACCGACGGACCCUGCCAUAGACGGCGAACAAUGUCUACACGAUUGCUCGUCGUGUACUGUCCACUACCCCGCAAAGUUCUCAAUCGAUGAAGAUGACCGGUUGUAUGGCCACGUCAAGGGCUUCAAUGUACACCUUCUCGUCGGGACGGGCAAGACGGACUGGGUGCGGGACGUCACUGAUGAGAAACAUUCCGUCAUGGAAGCCGUGGGCAAGGUUGGACUGGAGAUGAGUGGGAAGAGGGGGAAGGUCAUGCUGAGUGCGAGUAAUUUUCCCAGCGGAGAGGAGUGUCAUGCGCACGGCGAGGAGGAGGGCACAGCAGACGUGAUGCUCCUGCCGAGCUGGAAACUCAUCGAAAAGGUACCGCCUAGUAAAGCGGGCGCCUUGAUGAGGGAGGUGGUCGAGAGGAGCAGCACAAACGACACACCUGUUGGCGGAAGGAGAGUGGUGUCGAACGGCGCGCCCAACGGACACACGGAAGCGGCGCUUACAACGGAGCAAGAGCAGGUGCAACAAGACGCAGAGCAGAAGCGGGCUGAGAAAGAGCAAGAAGAGGAAACACCGGACUUGUCAAGUCUGCAAAUCGGAGGUGGCACAGCACCACAAGGGCUCUCCGAACAAGAGCUACAGGAGGAGUCGCAACGAGGGUCGACUCUCGACCCAGCCCCAAUCCCACCAUCAAUAGCCACGUCGUUCAGGAUCCGACCUAUCCCUCACUCCUAUCUCAUCCUCAUGUGCAGUCAGAAGACCCGUGAUGCCCGCUGUGGCCAGUCCGCCCCUCUUCUGCGAAAGGAGUUUGAGCGCAUCCUGCGACCCAUGGGUUUAUAUCGCGAUGUCCACGACGACAGGCCUGGCGGAGUGGGCAUAUACUUCAUCAGCCAUGUUGGUGGACAUAAAUAUUCGGCCAAUGUGAUGAUUUAUCGAAGGCAGGGUCAGAAGCGGCCUGGCGAGGAUGUUGGCGCACAGAGGUUGGAAGACGAGGCGGUCCAGUUGAUUUGGCUGGCUAGGGUGCGGCCAGAGGAUUGUGAGAAUAUCGUGAGGUACACUAUCCUGCAGGGGAAGGUCGUCAAACCGAAGAGCCAGCUCAGAGGAGGUUUCGACCGCGAGAAGGGAAUGGCGAGUUGGUAG